UUGGCAGUUCCCAUGUGGCCGGGAGUUUUCUGCCCCUUGUAGCUUUCUGUGCCUGUUGCUUUGGCUGUGCUGCCAGAUUUAAGCAAGAGAAAAACGUGUGUGAUAAAAAUUAAUCAGGACUUCUCACUGCAUCGGACAGGGGGACGAGGUGGCAGGGCUCCUCCCUGGUGGCUGGAGCAGCGAUGGACCAGAAUGAAUGCAGUCACUCGGGUAAGAAAGUGACUUCCGGACCACAUACGGAGAACCGACACGCCAGGGGAUCAGAGCUGAGGAUCAUCCUGGUGGGAAGAACGGGAACCGGCAGAAGUGCCACCGGGAACAGCAUCCUUGGGAAGCAGGCGUUUGUGUCACAGCUGCGGCCCCGGACCCUCACUAAGACCUGCAGUGAGCGUCGGGGACGCUGGGGAGACAGAGAGCUGGUCGUUAUUGACACGCCGGACAUGUUUUCUGGGAGGGACCCCUCUGAUGCCCUAUACCAAGAGGUGCAGAGGUGCUACCUGCUCUCAGCCCCGGGACCCCACGUGCUGCUCCUGGUGACGCAAAUGGGCCGAUUCACCACGCAGGACCAGCAGGCUACGCAGAGGAUCAAAGAGAUCUUCGGAGAGGAUGCCAUGAGACAUACGAUUGUCCUCUUCAGCCACAAGGAAGACCUCGCAGGAGGCUCCUUGACGGAUUACAUCCAUGAGACGGAGAACGAAGCCCUAAGCAAGCUGGUGGCAGCGUGUGGGGGGCGAGCGUGUGCCUUCAAUAACCGUGCCGAAGGGAGUGACCGGGGCGACCAAGUGAAGGAGCUAAUGGACUUGAUCGAGGGCCUGGUGAUGGAGAAGAGAGGCGACCACUAUACCAACGGGCUGUACAGUCUCGUCACGGGGUCCGGAAGUGGAGCUGAGGGAUCAGAGGAAAGGUUAAAGGAUUUCAAAGGGAGUCUGAUAAAGUUCAUGGAAGUUCAGAGACGCGGCACCACCACGGCCAAAGAAAAUGGCCUAAAAGGAGCCCUAAUGAAAAUACUAGUGUGUAUUUUAUUUUGUAUUAGGUUCUUUGUCAAAUGGUUAAUUCUGUUAUUUUGUGUAUGGCUCAGGAUAUGCAAUUUCUUUUACUGCUUACUCUGUAGUAUGUGCAAUUUGUUCUGUAGCUUACUGUUAAUUAUACUCAAAAAGUUAAUGAUAAUUUCUGGCAAGGCCAUUGGUCUCAAAUACGACUCCUAAAUUAUAGUUAUGGAUCAGUAACGAUUUAUUCACCUUCAGGCAGUGAGUGAAUUACAGAGCCUCCUUAAAACACGCAGUGCCUGACGCCAGCAUUUGAAACUCUGCAAAAUGUUUAAAUCCUAACAUCGCUCAAUGUAUUAAGGAACCGGAUUAUUUUAAAAGUUACUGUUUGUUUUGAAAUCUAAUAUCAAAACCUUUUGAAAGCUGUAAACAUAAAAUUCCUCCCAUUUGCAAAUGCCUAAAGCCAGUUUUAUAUUCCCGGAGACUCCUUUUAUUCUUCAGAAUACUACUAUUUCUACUGAAUAGAAUGACGAUAAUGUCUACUGAAUAUAAUAAAAUAAUAAUAAUAAGUAAA
This is a messenger RNA of Pteropus alecto (black flying fox), 1560 nucleotides long. RefSeq names its product GTPase, IMAP family member 2 (gene GIMAP2). The coding region runs from base 183 to 1205 and encodes 340 amino acids. Gene Ontology annotation, cellular component: endoplasmic reticulum. The record is from RefSeq and is a predicted model, not a curated record. Gene Ontology annotation, molecular function: GTP binding. The transcript has 3 exons. Lineage: Eukaryota; Metazoa; Chordata; Mammalia; Chiroptera; Pteropodidae.